Molecule: messenger RNA, 1817 nt
Organism: Mya arenaria
Lineage: Eukaryota; Metazoa; Mollusca; Bivalvia; Myida; Myidae
Product: anaphase-promoting complex subunit 15-like
Exons: 4
Coding region: 777-1115 (112 amino acids)
Biological process (GO): regulation of mitotic cell cycle spindle assembly checkpoint
Cellular component (GO): anaphase-promoting complex
Source: RefSeq, a predicted model, not a curated record
AUGACAUUUUUAUCACAAAGCGAACAAGCUCUUAAGUUUUGUACAACAUUUAAAUGUCGCUCCUUCUCUGUGGGUAAAAGAUGGUUUGUAGUUCUAAACUUACAUAGUUAUUUACAAAGACUACAUGUAUACGGAAUUAUAUAUCUGAGAUAUUUUUUAAAAGUUUGAUAAAAAAAAAUUCGUAGAAUUUGCUCAACUCCUCAUUACAGCUACCCAUGCUGCAUCAGAUAAAUGUAUUAUGCUUGCUAAAUUUUCAUCUAAAAACUAAAAAAAAACUGAAUUUUUAAACAUUUUAUUGUUUGAUCCUUCAGCGCCUUUUGGACUGUGCAUGGAAAGCCGCCUUACAGUUCUACAACACACUGAAUCCUGAUCACCUGAAGCAUGAAAAUUGUACAAAAAUGUACACUUACUACAAAUACUCACUUAUGUGGAUACAUUCGUAGAAUUGUGAAAACUUUCCUUUUAGAUCAAUGAAAAUGUGUGGCUACAAACCUUUUUUAAAAAAGCUGUCUUGUCUGAAGUUGGGAAAAAAUCGUUAAAAAUGACAAAAUCUUCAGGUGGUCUUUGACGUAAACAAACUGUUAAUUCUCUUACCACUGUUGACAGACACAAUACGGGAAAACACCUUUUUAAAUUCGAUAUUCAUUUGAGUUCACAUAACAAUUGUAGACAUUUCUUUAUCAAACAUCAUGAAAUAUCUCUGGUAACUGACUGUUAAGUGCAUCUUUAGCGGUGAGCUUCAUUACUGUUGACUGCUACCAAGGCGACUUGUGAAAAUGUCAGCUCCAAUAUUUCCAAAAUUGAUUCCUUGCGCAACUGAUCCUCUUUGGUUUACUGUCGAUAAACCUUGCGAUGAUGAAAAUGAGCUUACUGAACUGGAGAAUGAAUACAAAUCUUGGAUUGACAGCAUCUCCAGGAAGGAUGAUCACAUUGUUCCUAUUGGAAAGACAGCCUCAGAGCAAUGUGAUGAUGAAGAUGAUGAGGAUGAUGAAGAGGGAGAAGACGAUGAUGAUGAGAGUGACACCAACGAUGAUGAACUCGCCUCUGAUAUGAUCGAUGACAGAGACUCACCUGACGAUGUGGAUAUGGAGGGGAACGGAAUGGCCAUGACCUGACGGGUUCCAACCAGUUACAUGUAUAGUAAUAGACUGCAACAUUCCCAUAAUGCUAAGUGCAAGGUAUUGUGGAAAAGCUGAUAGUAUACAAAGUCAUCCUACAGAAAUUUGUAGAGUGCUUUUCCUCAAACAAGAACCAUUUUUGUACAUGCUUGAAUGAAAACAAGUUCUAUGGAUAAAUGAAGGGCACUUAAAUGAAAGCAACAGACAGUGCAAAGUGGACUGUGUGAGAGAUAUACAUUAUAGUGUUCAGAGACCAACUAUUGGAUCAAGCGACUUCCAAUGUGUGCAUAUGUACGAUUGUUCAUACAUUUUAAUAAAUUGUUAUUUGUUAAUUGUUAAUGGUGAACUUUCAUUGUAUAAUACCUUCACUGUGGAGGAUGUUACCGCCUUACAUACUGAGAACCUUGUAUUUUGAACCCAAAUUCUGCCCAGCAAUCUUUUUUAAGUGUUUUGAAAGUCUACUUUCCAAAAAUGCCAAAGGACCUUGUGCACAAGCUAUACUAAUUGUAAUGUCAUAAAGAUGAACAAAUAUUUUUCAAAAUUAUAUACUUAUAUUUUUAUCAUAUUAAAUCAACCAAGUAUUAUUCACCUAAGUUUGAGAUUUUUAAUCUUCCUAAUAUAUUUCACUAUAUGCUAUUUGAAUGAGAGUUUAUUGAAAUAAACAUUGUUCCCCCUUGGAAAAAGCUUUUUCAUGUUUUA